Messenger RNA from Sciurus carolinensis (gray squirrel), 2089 nucleotides. RefSeq names its product Coenzyme A synthase (gene Coasy). Gene Ontology annotation, biological process: coenzyme A biosynthetic process. NCBI's taxonomy places the organism in Eukaryota, Metazoa, Chordata, Mammalia, Rodentia, Sciuridae. Gene Ontology annotation, molecular function: pantetheine-phosphate adenylyltransferase activity; dephospho-CoA kinase activity; ATP binding. The record is from RefSeq and is a predicted model, not a curated record.
CUUCCGGGCCGCUGUUCGGGAAGCCUCAGCGGCGGGUGCCUAGGCAGCAUGGCUGUAUUCCGGUCGGGUCUUCUGGUGCUGACGACGCCACUGGCCUCCCUGGCCCCUCGCCUGGCUCCUAUCCUGACCUCAGCGGCCCGCCUGGUGAAUCACACACUCUAUGUACACCUGCAGCCGGGCAUGAGCCUGGAGAGUCCGGCUCAGCCCCAGUCCAGCCCGGUGCAAGCCACGUUUGAGGUUCUUGAUUUCAUCGCGCACCUCUACGCUGGCGCCAACUGCCACAAGCACCUGGACGUCAGAGUUCUACUGACCAAUAUCCAAACCAAGAGCACCUUUCUCCCUCCACUGCCCAGCUCAGUCCAGAAUUUGGCCCACCCGCCAGAAGUAGUGCUGACUGACUUCCAAACCUUGGAUGGAAGCCAGUACAAUCCCGUUAAGCAACAGCUAGAGCGUUAUGCCACCAGCUGUUACAGCUGUUGUCCACAACUGUCUUCAGUGCUGCUAUACCCGGAUUAUGGCACCGGAAUGCUGCCCGUGGAGCCCUUGGAUGUUCCCUUAUCCUCCACCAUUAGGCCAGCUUCCCCUGUGGCUAGGUCUCCAAAGCAACCUGUGCGUGGCUACCACCGUGGGGCUGUGGGUGGCACGUUUGACCGCUUGCACAAUGCCCACAAGGUGUUGCUCAGUGUUGCAUGCAUCCUGGCCCAGGAGCAGCUUGUGGUGGGAGUAGCAGACAAAGAUCUGUUAAAGAGCAAGUUGCUUCCUGAGCUGCUCCAGCCUUAUGCAGAACGCGUAGAACAUCUGAGUGAGUUCCUGGUGGACAUCAAGCCUUCCCUGACUUUUGAUGUCAUCCCCCUGCUGGACCCCUAUGGGCCUGCUGGCUUUGACCCCUCCUUGGAGUUCCUGGUGGUCAGCGAGGAGACCUAUCGUGGGGGGAUGGCCGCCAACCGCUUCCGCCUUGAGAAUGACUUGGAGGAGCUUGCUUUAUACCAGAUCCAGCUGGUGAAGGAUGAAAGCCACAAGGAACACGAAGAAGAGAAAGUCAGUUCCUCCAACUUCCGCCAAAGAAUGCUGGGAAAGCUGCUUCGGCCUCCAAAUAAGAGGCCAGAUGCUCCCUUGCGGGGUCUCUACGUGCUUGGGCUGACUGGCAUCAGUGGCUCUGGGAAGAGCUCAAUAGCUCAGCGACUGAAGGGCCUGGGGGCAUUUGUCAUCGACAGUGACCACGUGGGCCAUCGGGCCUACGCCCCGAGUGGCCCUGCAUCACCUGUGGUGGAGGCCUUGGAACAAGAUAUUCUCCACAAAGAUGGCAUCAUCAAUAGGAAGGUCCUGGGCAGUCGGGUAUUUGGGAACAAAGUCCCUCUAUCCCCUCCCCAGAAGCAGAUGAAGAUACUCCGGACCAUUAUGUGGCCAGUUAUUGCAAAGCUGGCCCGAGGAAUGGAUCUAGCUGUGGCUGAGGGAAAGGAUGUGUGUGUGAUUGAUGCCGCCAUUGCGCUUGAAGCCGGCUGGCAGAAUGUACAUGAGGUGUGGACCGUUGUCAUCCCUGAUGCCCAGGCUGUACGACGCAUUGUGGAGAGGGAUGGCCUAGGUGAAGCUGCCGCUCAAAGCAGGCUACAGAGCCAGAUGAGUGGGCAGCAGCUAUGUGACCAGAGCCACGUGGUGCUGAGCACCUUGUGGGAGCCACAUGUCACCCAACUCCAGUGGGAAAAAGCCUGGAAUCUCCUGCAGAAGCGUAUACCCAAAACUCAUCAUGCCCGUGACUGACAAUGAGUUCUCCGUGGGGCCAAACUGGCCUCUGGAGUAGAUGAGGUCCAGUGGGGUGAGGAGGAAUGGGUACCUUGUGUCUCAUCCUGUCUCAGGCCUAGAGGGCUUCAAGCUAAGGCUGUGCAGGACACAGCUGGGCCCUGGUAGACACAGGAACCCUAUGCAGCAUGCUGAUUUUUAACCAACAGUAAGGAUGUGGCUCAUGGGGGAGCAGGCCCCUAUAGAGUUCCAUCCCCAUUCUUUGCCCACAAAUGUCUGAUGUCCACCACUGACUGGAGUCAGGGCAAAUACUGGAACUUCUAACAGAAUUAAAGGUAAAUGUUUACAGGUG